Messenger RNA from Physella acuta, 1219 nucleotides. Its product is annotated as putative hydrolase PNKD. Lineage: Eukaryota; Metazoa; Mollusca; Gastropoda; Physidae. Gene Ontology annotation, cellular component: mitochondrion. Gene Ontology annotation, molecular function: hydroxyacylglutathione hydrolase activity. The record is from RefSeq and is a predicted model, not a curated record.
UGCGUAGUCGAAUAAUGGCAACAUAAACAAACCAAAUGGCUAAGGCUGGUAGUUGUUUAUUUCGAAUAGGGUACUUCAUAUAUGCAAAAACAAGGAUUGGCUAUUAUUAUCACCAAAAUGACAUUAAGAAAGCAAAAGAAAAACUUGGAAAUAGUGGACAUUCUGAGUUAACAGAAUUUAAUUUUGGUGCUUUAAGUAUACUGCCGAUUCCUAUGUUAUUAGACAACUACGCCUAUUUGGUUACAGAUGCAAAAAAUAAUAAAUCAGUUCUUAUAGAUCCAGGGCAUUCAGAAGCAACUCAAAAAGUUCUGUCACAAAGAAACAUCCGUCCUGAUGCAAUACUUGUAACCCACAAACACUGGGAUCACAGUGGUGGUAACAGAGAAUUGAGGCAGCAUUUCCCAAAUAUUCCUGUGUAUGGAGGAUCUUUAGACAAUGUGCCAGAUAGCACGCAUGUCAUUUCAGACCAACAAAUUUUGGAGUUUGGAGAUCUAAAAUUCCGUGUGAUUUUUACUCCAGGCCAUACUGUUGGUCAUGUGGUCUAUGUUUUAGAUGGGAGCGUCUUUGCUGCAGCUGAUAGUUUGUUUUCCGGCGACUGUCUAUUUUUAGGAGGUUGUGGGCGCAUCUUUGAAACAGCUCCUUCAAUUAUGCUGCAUUCUUUAGACAAGCUGAUGUCGCUAAAUGAGGAUACACUGCUGUGGCCAGGACAUGAAUAUGCAAAAGACAACUUAAACUUUGCAAGUGUUUUGGAGCCAGACAAUAGCACACUGCAGAAAAAAUUCGAAUGGGUACUAAGCCAGAGAGAGAACAAUUUGUGCACUUGUCCAUCAACCAUGAGAGAAGAAAAAGCUUACAAUCCAUUUCUGCGUACAUCAGAAAAGGCUGUGCUACAAUCCAUUGGAAUGGUUGAUAGUGGAGACUUUACAAAACCUACAGAUGAUAUCAGAUCAAGAGCUCUUUCUCUUAUAAGAGAGCAAAAAGAUAAAUUUAAAUAUAAACUUUAAUCUGUGUGUGAAAUAAAACUUUAUUAGAGAGCAAAAUCAUAAAUUUAAAUAGAAGACUUAUCCAUGUGAAACAAAUCCCUAAUUGAUAGUGCAGAGUAAAACAAUUAAUCUUAAAUUUAAAUCUGUGAUAUGAAAUAUACAUUUUGAAAAAAAAAUCAUUUCCAUUUUUAGUAUCUUUUUUUACAAAUAAAAGCACAAUUGUGUUCAUUUCAGCA